Onychomys torridus (southern grasshopper mouse) is the source of this 10514-nucleotide messenger RNA. It is a transcript of the gene Piezo2, whose product is annotated as piezo type mechanosensitive ion channel component 2. Gene Ontology annotation, biological process: regulation of membrane potential; detection of mechanical stimulus; cellular response to mechanical stimulus. Bases 686 to 9289 code for a protein of 2867 amino acids. The transcript is spliced from 56 exons. The record is from RefSeq and is a predicted model, not a curated record. Gene Ontology annotation, cellular component: plasma membrane. Lineage: Eukaryota; Metazoa; Chordata; Mammalia; Rodentia; Cricetidae. Gene Ontology annotation, molecular function: mechanosensitive monoatomic ion channel activity; monoatomic cation channel activity.
UCCCCGCAGGCUGGCAGCGCGACCCCGGCGUGUCGGGAAUGGUUCUGCGCGCCCCGCAGCUGGCUCCGGGCUCUCCCUGGCCUGAAGCUGGGGGGCUCUGAGCCUGAGAGGCGCUGAGGCUGAGCGGAGCAGCGGCUCAGCGAUCCGCCCCGAGGCCCAGGACACGGCUUCCAGAGCGCCGGGCCGUCUUGAGCGCACCCGGAGCGCCGCAGUCCGGGUGGACAUCGGAGACCCGGCUGCGCCGCCCAGACACGCUGGCUUCGGAGGGACUCGGCUAGAAACUCCUGGCCAUCCUUGAACGGCGCCUCCUGAGUAGGCAGAGGACAGCUAGAUUCCUUCAUCCCCUCUCCUCGCCGCCCCCAUCCCUCACCACUCCCAGAGUGUCCCUCCCUUGGCUCUUUCCCAGACGACCCCUGAAGCAGCUGCGGCUGGAUUGCACAAUUCAUGGGCGGGCCGCAGGGGCUCGGGCGCCUGGUUAGGUGGCUGCCGAGAGCCCCGUGAGCCGCGGGUCCGGCCCGUCGAGCGCGCCCUCGGGGCGAAGAGCGCCGCGCCAGCCGAGGCGAUGCCAGGGUGGCUUCGAGCCGCCGGCCUCACGAGGCCCUAGGCAGGCAUGGGCCUGACAUCCCAACUCUAGGGACCCCCGAGCUUCACCCCACUGCUCGGACUAGCAAGGACCCACGACACGAUGGCUUCGGAAGUGGUGUGCGGACUGGUCUUCAGGCUGCUGCUCCCCAUCUGCCUGGCAGUAGCAUGUGCAUUCCGAUACAAUGGGCUCUCCUUCGUCUACCUUAUCUACCUCUUGCUCAUUCCUCUGUUCUCGGAACCAACCAAAACAACGAUGCAAGGACACACAGGGCGAUUGCUACAGUCCCUGUGCCUCACCAGCCUCUCCUUCCUGAUGCUGCACAUCAUUUUCCACAUCACGCUGGCCAGUCUGGAAGCUCAGCACCGCAUUGCACCUGCCUACAACUGCUCAACAUGGGAAAAGACCUUCCGGCAGAUCGGCUUUGAAAGCUUGAAGGGAGCUGAUGCUGGCAAUGGCAUCAGGGUGUUUGUGCCUGACAUCGGGAUGUUCAUUGCAAGCCUGACCAUCUGGCUGGUCUGCAGAAACAUUGUUAAGAAACCAGACACGGAAGAAGUAGCCCAAUUUAAUCCUGAUUGUGAAAAUGAAGAAUUGGCUGGAGGAGAGAAGAUGGAUUCGGAGGAGGCAUUGAUCUAUGAGGAGGACUUAGAUGGAGAGGAAGGCAUGGAAGGCGAGCUGGAAGAAAGCACAAAAUUAAAAAUGUUCCGCAGGCUCGCCUCCGUGGCCUCCAAGCUGAAGGAGUUCAUUGGCAACAUGAUAACCACAGCAGGCAAGGUCGUGGUGACCAUCCUGCUGGGCUCCUCAGGCAUGAUGCUGCCGUCCUUGACCUCAGCUGUGUAUUUCUUUGUGUUUCUGGGUCUGUGCACCUGGUGGUCCUGGUGCCGAACUUUUGACCCAUUGCUGUUUGGCUGCCUCUGUGUCCUGCUGGCAAUCUUCACUGCUGGGCACCUGAUUGGACUUUAUCUCUACCAGUUUCAGUUCUUCCAAGAGGCAGUUCCACCCAACGACUACUAUGCAAGGUUGUUUGGAAUCAAAUCUGUCAUUCAGACAGACUGCUCCAGCACCUGGAAGAUCAUAGUAAACCCAGAGCUGUCCUGGUAUCACCAUGCCAACCCCAUUCUCCUGCUGGUGAUGUACUACACAUUGGCCACGCUGAUCCGCAUCUGGCUGCAAGAGCCCCUUGUGCAGGAGGAGAUGGCGAAGGAAGAGGAGGGCACCCUGGACUGCAGCUCCAAUCAGAACACAGCAGAGAGGAGGCGGAGCCUGUGGUAUGCAACCCAGUACCCUACGGAUGAGAGAAAACUUUUAUCCAUGACCCAAGAUGACUACAAACCAUCUGAUGGUCUUCUGGUGACCGUGAAUGGCAACCCUGUGGACUACCACACCAUCCACCCGAGUCUGCCCUUAGAGAACGGUCCCGCCAAGACUGACCUGUACACCACUCCCCAGUACCGAUGGGAUGCCUCGGAGGAGUCCUCAGAAAAGAAAGAGGAAGAUGAGGACAAGAAAGAAGAUUCAGAAGGGGAGGGAAGCCAAGAGGAAAAGAGGAGUGUGAGAAUCCAUGCCAUGGUCACCGUGUUCCAGUUCAUCAUGAAGCAAAGUUACAUCUGUGCCCUCAUCGCUAUGAUGGCGUGGAGCAUCACCUACCACAGCUGGCUGACGUUCGUGCUGUUGAUUUGGUCCUGCACUCUUUGGAUGAUACGCAACAGGAGGAAAUACGCCAUGAUCAGCUCUCCUUUCAUGGUUGUCUAUGCCAAUCUGCUGCUGGUACUGCAGUACAUAUGGAGCUUUGAACUGCCUGAAAUCAAGAAGGUCCCAGGAUUUCUAGAAAAGAAAGAGCCAGGAGAACUUGCUUCAAAGAUUCUCUUUACCAUCACAUUUUGGCUACUCCUGAGACAGCACCUUACAGAGCAAAAGGCCCUUCAGGAAAAGGAAGCACUUUUGUCGGAAGUCAAAAUUGGAAGUCAAGAACUUGAAGAAAGGGAAGAUGAGGAGCUCCAAGAUAUACAAGUGGAAGGAGAGCCCGCAGAGAAGGCAGAAGAAGAGGAGAUAAAGGAAGAAAGGCAUGAGCUAAAGAAGGAAGAGGAAGAGGAAGUAGAAGAAGAUGAUGACCAGGACAUCAUGAAGGUGCUGGGCAAUCUGGUGGUGGCCCUGUUCAUUAAGUACUGGAUCUACGUCUGCGGGGGCAUGUUCUUUUUUGUCAGCUUCGAGGGGAAAAUCGUCAUGUACAAAAUCAUCUACAUGGUGCUGUUCCUGUUCUGUGUGGCCUUGUACCAGGUGCACUAUGAAUGGUGGAGGAAAAUUUUGAAAUACUUCUGGAUGUCAGUGGUCAUUUAUACCAUGCUGGUGCUCAUCUUUAUAUACACUUACCAAUUUGAAAACUUCCCAGGCCUGUGGCAAAACAUGACUGGCUUAAAGAAGGAAAAGCUUGAGGAUCUCGGCCUGAAGCAGUUUACUGUGGCGGAACUGUUCACACGCAUAUUCAUCCCCACCUCCUUUCUGCUGGUGUGUAUCCUACACCUUCACUACUUCCAUGACCGGUUCCUGGAACUCACAGACCUCAAGUCCAUCCCCAGCAAAGAAGACAACACCAUCUACAGCCAUGCCAAAGUCAAUGGUCGCGUGUAUCUAAUAAUAAAUAGCAUCAAGAAAAAAUUACCAAUCCACCAGAAUGAAUUGGCCCACCCUGAAGGAAGCCUCCCAGACCUAGCCAUUAUGAAUAUGACCACCAGCCUGGAUAAGCCUGAGGUGCAGAAGUUGGUAGAGCCUGGGGAGGAGAGGCCAGAAGAAUGUGCCAAGAAGGCAGAGAAGGGUGAGCCAGGGAAAGACAGUGAUGAGUCUGAGGAGGAGGAAGAUGAGGAAGAGGAAUCGGAAGAGGAAGAAACCUCAGAUCUAAGGAACAAGUGGCUUCUGGUGAUUGACCGCCUCACUGUGCUCUUCCUAAAAUUCCUGGAGUAUUUUCACAAGUUGCAGGUGUUUAUGUGGUGGAUCUUGGAGCUGCACAUCAUCAAAAUCGUCUCGUCGUACAUUAUCUGGGUUACUGUGAAAGAGGUGUCUCUGUUCAACUAUGUAUUUUUGAUUUCUUGGGCAUUUGCUCUGCCAUAUUCCAAACUCCGCCGCGUGGCUUCUAGUGUAUGCACUGUCUGGACAUGUGUGAUCAUCGUCUGCAAAAUGUUGUACCAGCUGCAAACCAUUAAGCCUGAGAACUUUUCUGUCAACUGCUCCUUGCCCAAUGAAAACCAAACCAACAUACCCCUGAAUGAGUUGAACAAGUCUCUUCUCUACAGUGCCCCUGUUGAUCCCACCGAGUGGGUCGGCCUGAGGAAGUCCUCCCCUUUGCUGGUCUACCUGAGGAAUAACCUCCUGAUGUUAGCAAUUUUGGCCUUUGAAGUCACCAUUUAUCGACAUCAGGAGUACUAUCGAGGCCGAAACAACCUGACCGCUCCAGUGUCCAAGACUAUCUUUCAUGACAUCACAAGGUUACAUCUAGAUGAUGGACUUAUCAAUUGCGCCAAAUAUUUUAUAAACUACUUCUUCUACAAGUUUGGCCUAGAGACCUGUUUCCUAAUGUCAGUGAAUGUAAUUGGACAGCGAAUGGAUUUCUAUGCCAUGGUUCAUGCCUGUUGGCUGAUUGGUGUCUUGUAUCGACGCAGAAGAAAAGCCAUCGCUGAGGUCUGGCCCAAGUACUGCUGUUUCCUGGCUUGUAUCAUCACCUUCCAGUACUUCGUCUGCAUUGGCAUCCCCCCUGCCCCCUGCAGAGAUUACCCAUGGAGAUUCAAGGGUGCCAACUUCAAUGAUAACAUCAUCAAGUGGCUGUACUUCCCGGAUUUCAUUGUGCGCCCCAACCCUGUGUUUCUUGUCUAUGACUUCAUGCUGCUCCUGUGCGCCUCCUUACAACGACAGAUUUUUGAAGAUGAAAACAAGGCAGCUGUGCGCAUCAUGGCCGGGGACAAUGUGGAGAUUUGCAUGAACCUCGAUGCAGCCUCAUUCAGCCAGCAUAACCCCGUACCGGAUUUCAUUCAUUGCAGAUCUUACUUGGACAUGUCCAAAGUGAUCAUCUUCAGCUACCUCUUCUGGUUCGUCCUCACCAUCAUCUUCAUCACAGGAACAACCAGAAUCAGCAUAUUUUGCAUGGGCUACUUGGUGGCCUGUUUCUAUUUCCUGCUCUUUGGGGGUGAUUUGCUGCUGAAACCCAUCAAGAGCAUCCUACGCUACUGGGACUGGCUGAUUGCAUACAAUGUGUUUGUGAUCACCAUGAAAAAUAUACUGUCAAUAGGAGCCUGUGGAUAUAUCAGCGCACUAGUGAGAAACAGCUGCUGGUUGAUCCAAGCGUUCAGCCUGGCCUGCACAGUGAAAGGCUAUAAAAUGCCUGAAGAUGACUCCAAAUGCAAGCUGCCCAGUGGGGAGGCGGGGAUCAUCUGGGACAGCAUCUGCUUUGCCUUCCUCCUACUUCAGAGAAGAGUCUUCAUGAGUUAUUAUUUCCUGCAUGUCGUGGCUGACAUAAAAGCUUCCCAGAUCCUGGCAUCCAGAGGGGCUGAACUUUUCCAGGCUACAAUUGUGAAAGCUGUAAAGGCAAGAAUUGAGGAAGAAAAAAAGUCCAUGGAUCAGCUAAAGAGACAGAUGGAUCGCAUCAAAGCCCGGCAGCAAAAGUACAAAAAGGGUAAGGAGAGGAUGCUGAGCUUGACCCAGGAGUCAGGGGAAGGCCAGGACAUCCAGAAACUCUCAGAAGAAGAUGACGAAAGAGAAGCAGACAAACAGAAAGCCAAGGGCAAAAAAAAGCAGUGGUGGCGGCCUUGGGUUGAUCAUGCUUCCAUGGUCAGGAGUGGAGACUAUUAUUUAUUUGAAACGGAUAGUGAAGAGGAGGAAGAAGAGGAACUUAAGAAGGAAGAUGAAGAACCUCCACGGAAGUCAGCAUUCCAGAGAGCUAUUGGAAAGUUUGCCUCAGCCAUUUUAGCCUUGCCAAAGUCUGUCAUUAAACUUCCUAAAACUAUUCUUCAGUAUUUAAUCAGAGCUGCAAAGUUCGUCUAUCAGGCCUGGAUUACUGAUCCUAAAACAGCACUCCGACAGAGGAGGAAAGAGAAAAAAAAGCUGGCAAGAGAAGAGCAGAAAGGAAGACGCAAAGGAUCUGGGGAAGGUCCAGUGGAAUGGGAAGAUCGAGAAGAUGGGCCAAUCAAAAAGAAGUCCGAUGGGCCAGAUAACAUCAUCAAGAGGAUAUUUAAUAUUCUGAAGUUCACCUGGGUCCUAUUCCUGGCCACGGUGGAUAGUUUCACCACUUGGCUCAACUCCAUCUCAAGGGAACACAUCGACAUAUCCACAGUUCUGAGGAUUGAAAGGUGUAUGCUGACCCGAGAGAUUAAGAAGGGCAACGUCCCAACACGGGAAAGCAUCCACAUGUACUACCAGAACCACAUCAUGAACCUUUCCAGAGAAUCAGGACUGGACACAAUUGACGAGCACCCUGGAGUUGAUUCCAGGGCCCAGGCAGCUCACAGGAUGGAUAGCUUAGAUUCCCAUGACAGUAUCUCCAGCUGCUACACUGAAGCAACCCUGCUGAUCUCAAGGCAGUCCACCCUUGAUGAUUUAGAUGGACAAGACUCUGUUCCUAAAACAAGCGAGCGCGCUCGGCCUAGGCUCCGUAAAAUGCUCAGCAUGGACAUGUCUUCCUCAUCAGCUGACAGUGGCAGUGUAGCAUCCAGCGAGCCCACCCAGUGCACCAUGCUGUAUUCACGCCAAGGGACAACAGAAACCAUUGAGGAGGUGGAGGCUGAAGCUGAGGAGGAGGUGGGAGAGGGUCUGGAGUCCGAGCUCCAUGAUGCAGAAGACAAGGAGUACGCGGCAGAGUAUGAAGCAGGGGUAGAGGAGGAGGUCAGCCUCACUCCGGAUGAGGAGUUGCCUCAGUUCUCCACAGAUGAUGGGGAUGUAGAGGCCCCACCCUCCUACAGCAAGGCUGUCAGCUUUGAGCAUCUGUCUUUUGCCUCACAAGAUGACUCCGGGGCCAAGAACCACAUGGUAGUCAGCCCCGAUGACAGCCGUACCGACAAGCUGGAGUCAAGUAUCUUACCACCUCUGACUCAUGAGCUGACAGCCAGCGAGCUGCUGAUGAACAAGAUGUUCCAUGAUGAUGAACUUGAAGAAUCUGAGAAAUUCUAUGUGGACCAGCCCCGGUUCUUGUUGCUGUUCUACGCCAUGUACAACACUCUGGUAGCCCGCUCAGAAAUGGUGUGCUAUUUUGUGAUCAUCCUCAACCAUAUGAUCUCUGCCUCCAUCAUCACUCUCCUGCUGCCCAUCCUCAUCUUCCUCUGGGCCAUGCUGUCUGUCCCCAGGCCCAGCCGACGCUUCUGGAUGAUGGCCAUCGUCUAUACUGAGGUGGCGAUUGUGGUAAAAUACUUCUUCCAGUUCGGCUUCUUUCCUUGGAAUAAGGACUUGGAAUUGAACAAGGACAAACCCUACUUUCCGCCAAACAUCAUAGGAGUGGAGAAGAAAGAGGGCUAUGUUCUUUAUGACCUCAUUCAGCUGCUGGCCCUGUUCUUCCAUCGCUCCAUCCUGAAGUGUCAUGGCUUAUGGGAUGAGGAUGACAUUGUUGACAGUGGCACAGACAAGGAGGAGUCUGAUGAUGAACUCUCCCUGGAUCACGGCAGAAGAGGCUCCUCAGACUCACUGAAGUCCAUCAACCUGGCUGCCUCUGUGGAGUCUGUGCACGUGACCUUCCCAGAGCAGCCAGGGGCCAUCCGGAGAAAACGUUCCUGCAGCAGCUCCCAGAUCUCCCCACGGUCCAGCUUCUCUUCAAAUAGGUCCAAAAGAGGAAGCACAAGCACCCGAAACAGUAGCCAGAGAGGAAGCAGUGUUUUGAGCAUUAAACAGAAGAGCAAAAGAGAACUUUACAUGGAGAAACUUCAGGAGCAUUUAAUCAAGGCAAAGGUCUUUACCAUAAAGAAGACUCUACAAAUAUAUGUGCCCAUUCGGCAAUUUUUCUAUGACCUCAUCCACCCAGACUACAGUGCUGUAACAGAUGUGUAUGUGCUGAUGUUCCUGGCUGACACUGUGGACUUCAUCAUCAUCGUCUUUGGCUUCUGGGCCUUUGGGAAACACUCAGCAGCUGCAGAUAUCACCUCUUCUCUGUCAGAAGACCAGGUCCCCGGGCCAUUCCUGGUGAUGGUCCUCAUUCAGUUUGGAACCAUGGUGGUGGACCGUGCACUCUACCUCAGGAAGACUGUGCUAGGCAAGGUCAUUUUCCAGGUCAUUCUCGUGUUUGGGAUUCACUUCUGGAUGUUCUUCAUCUUACCCAGUGUGACUGAGAGGAAAUUCAGCCAGAACCUGGUGGCUCAGCUUUGGUACUUUGUGAAGUGUGUGUACUUUGGGUUGUCUGCCUAUCAAAUCCGCUGUGGCUACCCAACGCGCGUGCUUGGAAACUUCCUCACUAAGAGCUACAAUUAUGUCAAUCUCUUCCUGUUUCAAGGGUUCCGCCUGGUCCCAUUUCUGACGGAGCUGCGGGCUGUGAUGGACUGGGUGUGGACAGACACGACCUUGAGCCUCUCCAGCUGGAUUUGUGUGGAGGACAUUUAUGCACACAUUUUCAUCUUAAAGUGCUGGCGGGAGUCGGAAAAGAGAUACCCUCAGCCCCGGGGCCAGAAGAAGAAGAAAGCGGUGAAAUACGGCAUGGGCGGCAUGAUCAUUGUCCUGCUCAUCUGUAUCGUGUGGUUUCCGCUGCUCUUCAUGUCUUUGAUCAAAUCUGUCGCAGGGGUUAUCAACCAGCCCCUGGAUGUGUCCGUCACAAUCACCCUAGGAGGGUAUCAGCCUAUCUUCACAAUGAGUGCCCAGCAAAGCCAGCUGAAAAUUAUGGAUGGUGCAAAAUAUAAAGCAUUCCUAAAGUCUUUCGCCACCAACACCGGUGCUAUGCAAUUCCUGGAGAAUUAUGAGAAAGAAGACAUAACAGUAGCAGAACUGGAAGGAAAUUCAAAUUCUUUGUGGACCAUCAGCCCUCCCAGUAAGCAGAAAAUGAUACAGGAGCUCACCGACCCCAGUAGUUCCUUCUCUGUUGUUUUUUCAUGGAGUAUUCAGAGAAAUAUGACUCUGGGUGCAAAAGCAGAAAUAGCAACCGAUAAGCUUUCUUUUCCUCUUGCAAGUGAAACACGAAAUAAUAUCGCUAAGAUGAUCGCCGGCAAUGAUACAGAAAGUUCAAACACGCCCGUGACAAUAGAAAGGAUCUACCCGUACUAUGUGAAGGCACCCAGUGACGCAAACUCAAAACCUAUAAAGCAACUUCUAUCUGAAAGUAAUUUCAUGAAUAUCACCAUCAUUUUGUUCAGAGACAAUGUCACUAAAUCCAACAGUGAGUGGUGGGUUCUCAACCUGACCGGAAACAGGAUAUACAACCAAGGGUCCCAAGCCUUGGAGCUGAUUAUCUUCAAUGACAAAGUCAGCCCCCCGAGUCUGGGCUUCUUGGCUGGCUAUGGUAUCAUGGGAUUAUAUGCGUCAGUUGUCCUUGUAAUUGGGAAAUUUGUUCGAGAAUUCUUCAGUGGGAUCUCUCACUCUAUCAUGUUUGAAGAGCUUCCAAAUGUGGAUCGAAUUCUGAAGUUGUGCACAGACAUAUUUUUAGUCCGGGAGACAGGGGAACUGGAGCUGGAAGAAGAUCUCUAUGCCAAAUUGAUAUUCCUGUACCGAUCACCAGAAACCAUGAUCAAAUGGACUAGAGAAAAAACAAACUGAUACCUUAAGAGCCAGACUGCAAAUGGAGUUAUCAUUUGAAUUUUCUUUUUAAUUAAGAAAAAGCACAACACUCUCUGAAGAGCUAAGCAUUUCUAGUCUGGCAGCAACCGUUUCUCUCUGGCAGGAGGCUGAAAGAAGUUGGUUUUCUCUGUCAUGAAAAGCCAUCCUGCACAGGAAGGCACUGUUGUAGUUCUUCGUACUCCCAUGUCUCUGAAAUCAGGGCUCUUUGCUUUAGAGUUUUCUCAGUCAACAGUGUCUUGCAUCCUUAUCGGUUAUGGGAAAGGUUCACGUCGGGUCCCUUCCCUCGGAGAAAAGUGGAAGGCACCUGUGUCUUACUCUCUGGGGACCUCACCCUUCUGGGGACCUCAUGGUCAAAGUGCAACACAUAGCUCUUCCCACCACUGGGGGAACUGCUGAGCAGAGACCUCCCCCCUCCCCCAGCCCUCAGCAAUAGGAGGCAGCAGCACUGCCCAUGUUUCUAGAGGAGAGACAGGACGGUGACCCAGAAGAUGGUGGUGGAUGGUCAAGCCUCAUUCUAAGCAAAAAGAUAACAUUAGUGAUACUCCUACUGCCUUAUCUCAACUGAAGACUAGUAAGAAAUCUUUCUAUUGAACACCAGUGACUUCUCAGGAAAAAAAAAACACUCAGCAAAGCAACUACUUGGACUCCUGCUUUGAGGUCGGGUGGUAACCACCCCCAGGUAGCGGUGACCAUUCUGCUUCAGAUGGCUCCUGUUGCACCAGAAACAGAAGGACGGCAGUGGUCAGCCCAGCCUGAUGGGAAGGAACACCUUGGCUUUGUAACUCCAGUGACUGAGGCCACAGGGCUCUUCUGCCUCCCCCACCCCCCCACGUGCUUUCUCCCAUUUUUUCCGUGAUUUAAGGCAGUGGUUUUUCCAGGAUGACUUUUCCUUGCUGUUUUUCAGGCAUAUCAGAGUUUACAUAUUCCAAUUCACAUUUUUACAUCUAAGACGGGUUUUUUUAAGUUCAUUAUUAUGAAAGAAAUAUGUAUAUUGAGCUUGGGGAAAUAAAAAAAUGGCCUUUUCUUAAAUUAUUAUCAUUGGAAACACAACCUCUUCAUGAAUUAGCAAUGUAGCAUGAAAAUUUAUUAUUGAAAUAUAGUUUUCAUUCAAUAUUAAAAAUCAAGUUUCUGAGAAGAACCAUUGAAUGGGCUAGAAUCUGUCAAAAACCACUCCUGUGUACUUUGGGUUCAGGACCGACUUAAA